This is a messenger RNA of Oncorhynchus mykiss (rainbow trout), 3196 nucleotides long. The record is from RefSeq and is a predicted model, not a curated record. Lineage: Eukaryota; Metazoa; Chordata; Actinopteri; Salmoniformes; Salmonidae.
GGUUGAAUAGUCCGUCUUUGAAACAUCGAAUCUGACCGCUACAAAAAAAGUGUUUUGUUAGUUACGGUGUCAUACCUUAAGUUAUUACUUUUCCACCACGCGUUUUUUUUAAAAAGUAACAUUUACGGUUGUUUUCGGUAGCUUAAUGGUUUACGGUCUUUGUCCAUGACCAGUUUGAGUUGUUGUCCUGAUUCUUUCUUUCAGGCGUAGAAGAAAUGUGCAUUUUUCGUCUAUUUUCUUCCUUUGCACCCGGGAAUUAUCCAAAAUGAACGACCACGAUACGAUUAGGCAUCCCGAUUGCUCAAAUGAUGUAUUAGUUCACUUUGCAGAAUCUCUGCACAUAUUUACAGGAUUAUUGACAGUGGCCACUGUAUGUGGUUUUUUUUCAGGAAUCAUAGCUGCAGCCGUUCUGUAUGUCUUUUGCCUGAAGCCUAUGCUUCUAACUCGACAAGGCUAUGAUGCCAGAAGACUGUUCGACGGAGACGACCAGGAUAGGGAGAACAACCACAGUGACUGUGUCAGCAACAGCAAGAAGGGUGUCCAAAGUGCCACUACCAAUGAAAAAGAAAAGAAGCAGCCACCUGUGAACAGUGAUGUGGCUGCUUUUGCAUCACGGGCAAAGGUGGUGUACCCCAUCAACCAGAAAUACAGACCCUUAGCGGAUGGAGCCUCCAACCCCUCACUGCACGAGCACUCCAAGCUGCCUGUCCUCCCCAAUGGAGAGUCCUCGUCGGGCUGUAGCGGGGAUUCACUGAGCCAGGACCAGGACAACGACGACAGCAGCCAGUUCAUCUCCUCCUCACUGGUCCCCAAGAGUCUGCGGAACGAGAGCUUCACCAGGGUGGCCCUCUACCCCCACACGCUCUCACAAACAGGUUUUGAGGGCAGGAUCAGCCUGUAUUGUCUGGCUCUGCAGGACGUGCAGAUACACUGUUCACAGGUCCUGGAAGAGAAAUGUGUGCUCUUUCUCCAAAUUCUCAGAAUUAUACUCAGCGGUCGUUUUCCCAAGGAUAAAAAGGAUUCAGCUUUUUUCACCAGUGUUCUUCUCCUGCAAGAAAAGGAACUGGGUUUAUUAAAGAAAGAACUGUCAGCCAGCCUGUUUUCCUGUGAGAGAAACAAAGAUCUAAGUUCAGAUCCUUGUACCCUGGAGGAGAUUGAAAGAACUCAGAAAGAUCUACUGGAGCACGUGCUUCAAAUGACCAAGGGCUUUAGCAAGCAGGUGGAGGCCUUCUGCCAAAGCCUCCUGGGCAGGUCCAGUGUUCUCCCCAGAGAUGAGGCCCAGGAUGUCAUCCACACCCUUAUCCAAUGUCUCCUAUUGGUCGAAAACCAGCUAACUGAGACUCAGGCGGCAGACAUGAAGAGGACCCAGGAGAAGCUGCUGUGGUGGGAGGAGCUGAGGGGUGUGCUGCAGGCCAAGCCGGCCCUGCUCCAGCAGGAGGUGUCCCUCAGACAGGACCUGGUGGCCCGAGGCCUGGAGCAGCUAACCAGUGACGGCCACCUGACAUUCGCCACCAUGGAGAAGACCCUGGGCGAGCUGCAGACUGCCCUGACUGAGGGGCUGCAGCACUGCAGCGAAGAAUGCAGGAUAAAGACCAAGGAGAUUGUGUAUGAAAAAAGCAAGAAGAUCGACUCCAAGAAAAAUAAACUCCUGAGGACUCACGCAAAGGAGAGAAGCCGUGUACUGGAUUCUGCACAGACGCACAGCGACCUACAGGAAUUUGUGAAGGUGUAUCAGGAGCUGCUUCUGAAGCAGAGGAAGCAGAGCAGUGACUUGGAGCUGCAGCAGGAUGGGAGAGUGGCAGAGGCAGUGUGUGAUCUUUGGAGGAGGCAUCAUGCCACCUGGUCCAAGAAGCUGGGAGAGCUGGCCAAAGACAUCUUCCUAUCUGCUCUCCCUGCUCAGCCCCAGUUGUCCACAAACCAAGGCCAGAGGCUAUGGCUGGAUCUAGAUGGUGACCUGGUUGCACUGCUGCAGCAGGCAGAGUUCAAUACCAAACGGCAACUGGAGGGUGUACAGGCUCAAUUGGAGCAAGAUGGACAGGUAUGGUGUGAGGAAGCGGCCCUGGUGCUGGCCUGUCUCAGACACCUAGGUGAACAGCAGCUGAAGAUCCUUAGAGGCAUGGUGGUCAGACAGAGCUACAUGCUUAACAGCCACGUGGGGAUGUUGAUUGAGAAGAAACAGCACCUCCUGCUGGUGGUGGUGCAGAGGCACUUUGUGGCCAGACACUUCUGUCUGAGGGUCUUGAAGGAGAUGAGGUUGUCCAAGCUCAAGGUGCUGUCUCAGAGUGACUUCAGGGCCCUGCUGGCUCUAGAGGACCACACCCAGACCAUAGUCAGACCAACGCUCCCCAAAGCCCAGCAGCAGGAAUCCAGUGCCAGUGUUGCCGAGAGGCACCUGGGCCCGGAGACUCUGCUGAUUGGCCACAGCUUCCAGCAGGAGUUUCUGUCAGAGUUAGAGACGGGAGCGGAGCUCCUGCAGGCCAACGCCCAGCAGCUGGUGGGCCACGCCCUCAGCCAGAGCCUCUGGCAGCAGAUGGACCAGGCCCCUCCCACUAGGCCCCAGCCUGACCACGGCAGGAAGAGCCAGUUGACGGAGGUAGCGUCAGAGAGUGUGUACGUGACCCGGGAUUCCCUCAGUGCUCUGGUCACCAGCUACUACUCUCAGAUCCAGGACAUCACCAAGGGCCUUCAGCAGCAACACCCUAACAAGGCCAGAGAGGAGUGUGAACGACGAGAGAGCAGCUCUCAGAUGAACAAGGACAUGCUAAAGGAGCUGGCCAACUGGGGGAGGAAGCCCAUGUCCACCGAGUUUCAUCAGAGGGUUGAACUGCAGAAGAAGAGGAUGUUGGAACAGUAUGACUUGGAGCAGGAGGUCGCAUGUGAAACUCUGAGGAGAAGGAAGUUAGCCCAGGAACAAACCAUGGAGCGAAUCAAAGGACAGUUACAGGAGGCAGAAGAGGCCUUCAUAGCUAAACUAUCUGCCUUAGCUCGGAUCCCAUUACCCGACAAAGAGCUCAACACUGAGGAUGACAUCAUAGGGGAGGAGGAGAGUCCAACAUUGAAUCCAACAUUGUGGAAGAGGCGAGAGAGGCGGGAGCAUGAAACUCUGCUCACCAAUCCAACCCUUUUAUUUUCAUGACAGGGAGUGUCACACUUUAGGAUUAGGGUAGACAAUUGGAACACAACUAUGUUUAUUACA